AAAAAAGUUUCAUACAUGGAUAUCUAUGUAUUUUCAGGUAUGCAUGCUGGUGAAGUUAAGCCACCAGUAAACAGCUCUACACCGACGGUUUAUACACACGACGAUGACGGCGACGGCGAUGUUAUUCCAGUUUAUUGUUCCGUCCUUGGUUUAGUUGUUGUCGGUCUCCUUGGUUACGUUGUGAUAAAGCACUGGCGGAGGAUUCGCGCGAAAAGACGUCACAAAGCACCGUGCAGUCACGAGGACGUCGAAUAUUCCAAAGCUUCUGGUGGCGACAGCGGUAUUUUUGUGGAAAAUGAGUCGCCAAAAAAUUAUACAUAUUGUUUAACGUCACGUGUUAGAGACCUUCCGAUGUCUAAAAGAAAGGAACUGGAAAAGGUUUUGUCGUACCCACAGUCCGACAGCUGGAAAUCGCUAGCUAAAGAACUUGGUUAUAGCAAUAAACGAAUGACACAGUUUGAGUCUAAGAAGAAAAAUGACACUAACAGUGGUUUCAAUCAUAUGUUACACGAUUGGGAACGGAGGGACUUGGCCAUAGUCAGCCAUCUUAUUCAGUGUUUACGUAACAUAGGCCGCGAGGACGGUGCUAGGAUACUAUAUAUUGACUCCACGGAGGGGAGAACCAAAAUUAUGGCAAAACAACAACAAAAUCACGUGGUGUGAUAACAUAACUUGUCCAUAAUAGAGCGAUUCUGUUGAUGAAAUCAAUACGAAAUCCGUAGAUCUCUUUGUUACUGUAUUGCUAUACAUGUAUACUGGACGGCAACGGUGACUUCCGGAAGUUAUUUAUAGAAAGUGCGGGAAUCACCCAAAGGUCAGGACUUACCGCGGUGUUGGUGGACAUAGAGAUUGGAAAAUACUUUUAUAAGUGAUUGUGAUAGAUUUUAUAAAACGUAAAUGAAAGAACUGUUUCAUCAAAUGAAAUAAAGUUCUUUCAACUUCAACUGGUUGCAACUGAUGCCACAGUGCAAGAAAAAGACAGAAGUGGCGCUAGAUAUUUUAUGAAGAAUAUGUGUAAAUGAAAUCCAUAUAUUUAUCAUGAGAAAUGACUUAAUUUGAGGUCAUUUAUCAUUACUGUGUUAUUGCUCAUACUGUUUUUCAUAGGCAUUUUGACUUACAUGAAAAAUGACAAAAUGUUUUUGCAAAUAUCAACGCGUACUUGAUCGCGGUACUGUGUACUUUCGGUACUUUGUAAUCGGGGUACUGUGGAAUUGCAGUACUGUGUGAUCGCAUUACAAUGUGAUUGUGACACUGUGCGAUUGGUUUAGGCUACUGUGUGGUCGCUGUUUUGUGUGGGAGCGAUACUGUGUAAUCGCAAUACUGUGUACAUAGAACCGAGUAAUUAUUUCAUAUUUCGCUCGUACGUCUUUCAAAUAGGAAAACUAUUUAAUAUUAUGUGUUAAACUUACGGUUCUGUAGUUAUAAUUUGGCGACGUCACAACAUCCAAGGACAGACCGAUAGGGAGUGUUUUUGUGACGAAUUUAUUCACCUGAUUCUGGUGACAAAAACGAGUGAAUAAAACACAAAAGAGAAGACAAAGUAGCGUCACGUGUAAUUGACGUCCCAGAAGUUUCAGGUGUUGUGUGUGACAGUGAGCUUAGCCUCUAAGUAUUCAACAGUUCAACAGUUUAUACGUCAGAGAAAGAAGGCAUAGUCGUUUCAUGAAUGGCGUAUGCCUCUCAAAGACUUGCCUGAGAGAGUUACCUAUGUUUAUGAUGUACGGAAUUUUUAAGUUAAUUUUAAUACUUGGGAAUGGUCUUGAUUGUAUCAACAAUAUUACAGUAUUAGACCUCUCAAAAUAGGAAAAAGAAAUCAUAAGAAAAUCAUGAGAUAAGAUUUUCACGCAGCUUGUGUUCAUAAGGUAUUGAAAAUAAAUAAAUUUUGUUAAAUAUCACAUACUUUUAACACUGGUAUAAGGAAGAAAUCCAAAGUUCAUAAAUAAUACUCAAGUCUGAUAUGUAGUUUUUCUAAAACAUGCUAUGUAUAUUAUGAAUUUAAUACUAAGAUGUAAGUAUCUUAUUUUGUUUUUCAUUAUUUAAUAUCUGUGAUACGCCGCAGAUAAUGGGCUGUUAAUGUUGAAAUAUGUACCAAAUUAAAUAUAUGUCUCUUUUUUUUAUUUUGAGCAAAAGGGGGUUGCGAUGUUAUAAAAAUAAGUUUGUAUACGCGUUUCGAAAAGCUGCCUUGCGAUUGAUCAGUUUCAAGGGUGUGCUCCGAGACAGCCAAUCAGAUGCCAGUGUUUUGAGACUGGUUCAAACUCAGUUUCUAUAAUAUUUGACCAUGACAUAUGUUUGCAACGCCAUAUGUCGCUGACCUAUGUUUUACUGGAACAGUUACUGGUUGAGAAAAAAGUGAACUGUUACUUAAAGCUUAAACUUACCUGGUGGGGGAGAUUUUGAUUUUUUUAUCAUAUAACCUUAUUGUCCAGAGAAAAUAUUGAAAUUCGUAACACGUACUGUUGCUAAUUUAAGGCCUACUAAGAUGACCGCAAAACGUACAUGUAUUAUAACAUAUGUUUAUUAUUAAUGUUUGGGGAUUUACUACAUGUAGAGAUUGACUACAAGGGGGCAUACAUGUACUGAAAACGCUACCUAAAAUUAUGUUUUAAUAAUAUAUUUUUGUUAUUUUCAUUCUCAGUUUUAAUUAUGUUACUUCCGCAUACGAAAUUACUUUGACUUUUUAGGACUCGACAGUUUAUAUGUUGCAGAAGAUGUUUCAUUUAUCAUAGUACUUUUAGCAGAAUGAUUGUGAUUUCAUUAAGUUUCUAGUAUCCAUAGUUGUAAAUACAGCGGCCUUCUGUUCUCAUUUUCAGCAUGAAUGUUACAUUGUGAGUGAAUGCACGUUAGGCCAAAAAAAACAGGUGUUUUAUGUCUCAUUUCAAGUUAAAACCAGACCAGUUUUGCAUUUCGUUUACGUGUGUAUCGCAGAUUUUAGAUGAAAACAACAUAAAUGCAUCUACCAGUAAUUGCUUGGAAAAAUCAACGAACAAUAACCUUGUCAUUUAUCAAGGACUAAGAUAGGAUUUAAAUCCAAGGAUAAAUAAAAUUAACAGAUACUAGUAUGUUAGCACCGGGUGCUGUCGUGUUGAAAAAAGACCAUGAUGCUCAACAGCGCCUUUUUUUUUGGAAUUAAUCUUGCUCUUCCUCUUAGUGAUUCAUUUUGAGUGAGAAAAAGCCAUGAUACAUUUCCUCCCUUCAUUUUGUAAAUUUGAAUUAAACCCACAUACAUUUUUAUGCAAAUGGUGUAAUAUUUAGUAAAAAGGGGGAGGAGUAACUCAGACUAUUCAAUAAAUAAGUCUUCCAAGAUAAAUGAAAUUUAAGAAACAAGAAGAUAGGGAGCACGCUGUUUGACUUUUGUCAAGAGACGGUGAUGGUUUCGUUAUGGUCUGAAACUGGUUGGUAUCCCGAUCGGAAUGCGUAAAUACAGGUUUUAUUGGCCUAACUUUUUAUUUAUUUUAAUGCAAUAUAUGUACAUGUCAACAUUGUUAUGUAUUUUAUACAGCAUAAACUUGCCAUCUCUGUUUCAUUUAAAAUUCAAAAAGUGACAAAAGUGUUGCGUGGUUUCUUUCUUUAUUUACACAGUUGUAUCGCAUCUAGACAUUAGAACAACUUAGUUCAAACAUCGCUUCUGUUUUUUCUACAGGUCUGUUUGCGACAACAUAAACCAUUUCAUUUAAAUGUCGUUUUUUUUCUGUGUAAAUAUUGAAGUUUUUUGUGCUUUUGUAUAUUUUUUGUAAUAUAUUACACAAAACAUUAUUUCAAAAUUCCAAUUUAAAAAGUGGACCCUUGUUUAUUAGCUCGACUAUUCGAAGAAUAGUCUAGCUAUUCUACUCACCCUGGCGUCGGCGUCGGCGUCGGCGUCGGCGUCGGCGUCACACCUUGGUUAAGUUUUUGCAUGCAAGUACAUACAGCUAUCAUUUAAAGGCAUAUAGCUUUGAAACUUAUUUAUUCUUUUUCUAGGUCAAUUACCAACCUCACUGGGUCAAGUUCCAUAACUCUAACAUGUAUUUUGAGCAAAUUAUGCCCCCUUUUGGACUUAGAAAAUUCUGGUUAAAGUUUUACAUGCAAGUUACUAUCUCCAAAACUAAUGCAGAUAUUGAAUUGAAACUUCACAUGUGUCUUCGGGGUUAUAAAACUAGUUGAUAGCACCAAGUCCCAUAACUCUGACCUUCAUUUUGGCCAAAUUAUGCCCCCUUUUGGACUUAGAAAAUUCUGGUUAAAGUUUUGCGUGCAAGUACAUACAGCUAUUACUAAAAGGCAUAUAGAUUUGAAACUUAUUUUUUCUUUUUCUAGAUCAAUUACCUACCUCACUGGGUCAAGUCCCAUAACUCUGGCAUGUAUUUUGGCCAAAUUAUGCCCCCUUUUGGACUUAGAAAAUUCUGGUUAAAGUUUUGCGUGCAAGUACAUACAGCUAUUACUAAAAGGCAUAUAGAUUUGAAACUUAUUUUUUCUUUUUCUAGAUCAAUUACCUACCUCACUGGGUCAAGUCCCAUAACU
Molecule: messenger RNA, 4494 nt
Organism: Mercenaria mercenaria
Lineage: Eukaryota; Metazoa; Mollusca; Bivalvia; Venerida; Veneridae
Product: tumor necrosis factor receptor superfamily member 16-like
Exons: 3
Coding region: 16-663 (215 amino acids)
Biological process (GO): Rho protein signal transduction
Cellular component (GO): plasma membrane; cell surface
Molecular function (GO): death receptor activity; coreceptor activity; nerve growth factor binding
Source: RefSeq, a predicted model, not a curated record